UGCGGGCUGCACGUCUCCAAACCGUCUUCAGCCACAAUUUUGAAGGAAUAAAAUGUCCAGCUUGAAGGAGUCCAGCACUUGUCCCGACGGCUACAGGGCUCUGAAUACAAGUGAGCUGACGGAGCUUUUACAGAACGACGACAAAAUGGACCAAAUUAUUCGCCUCAAUGAGACGUUUCAGGACCUUCAAGUGGACAGGGAGACGUUGAUGACCUCCAACCGGAGCUUGGCCGAGGAGAGCCUUGCCCAACGACCCCGCCUUAACAACGGCAAACUCCAGCUGGCGGAGAAAUACCGGGAACUGUCCAACCUGGCAACCAAAUGCUGGGAGAAACAGAGUCAGCUUGACGCUCGCGUCCAGAAGAACGGCCUGCAGACGGUGCAGAACCUCCUGCAGGAAGAGGUGGCACGUGCUGAGGAGCAUUCAGAGGAGCUGCUGGAGAAGUUCAUGGAGGGGAACGUAAGCCUGGAUGAGUUCUUGGACUCCUUCCAAAGCUCCAGGAAGACGUAUCAUAUCCGCCGGGCGCAAGCGGAGAAGAUGCAGGAGAUCGCUCAAGCCAAGCGGCAGCCGAGCAAAACCAAGGAGGAGAGUAGAGUCCCGGAGGUGAGGAAGGACUCGGAGCAGGUUCAGGAGCCGCACCGGCCCAACGGCUUCGUAGCGCAAGGACCUUUAAGAGUGUUCCAGGUCCGCUACGGCCUCACGCCGGCCAUCCUCCUCCCUCAUUACCCCGUUUCUCCCCCUGCCUCAGCCCCAGUCCAUCAAAGUAGUACCCCCCCACCCGAACCUCAGCUGGGACAGACCCACAUCCUCAGCCCCAGCACCCCGCUUCCAGGACACGGCCAGCCGGUCGGCCUCAGGGUCAUCGGACAGCUAUCGGGGGGCUGGCCGGCUAACGGGCGGCCGGUGAGAGUGCAGCAGCUUUACAGGCCGAACCCUCAACAGCCCGAGCCGCCGUACCGAUAAGCUCGAGGAAGGGGGGAGGAGGAGAAGGAGGAGGAAGAGGUGGAGGAUGAAGAAUGGCCGGUUUGAGAGGUCUUCCAAGCGGGGAACCAAACAGUGGCUGUCACAAUCAUGUAAGCAAAGACUGAUCCAGAGACAGGCAGCACUGCAGACGUCCGUUUCUGUUCUCCAUCCAUGACACAUAAAUGUAACCACCAGAGGGAAGCGAGCA
Seriola dumerili (greater amberjack) is the source of this 1172-nucleotide messenger RNA. It is a transcript of the gene vps37d, whose product is annotated as vacuolar protein sorting-associated protein 37D-like. Gene Ontology annotation, biological process: ubiquitin-dependent protein catabolic process via the multivesicular body sorting pathway; protein targeting to vacuole; protein targeting to membrane. The record is from RefSeq and is a predicted model, not a curated record. Bases 53 to 964 code for a protein of 303 amino acids. Gene Ontology annotation, cellular component: ESCRT I complex. The transcript has 4 exons. NCBI's taxonomy places the organism in Eukaryota, Metazoa, Chordata, Actinopteri, Carangiformes, Carangidae.